Messenger RNA from Condylura cristata (star-nosed mole), 1160 nucleotides. It is a transcript of the gene XRCC2, whose product is annotated as X-ray repair complementing defective repair in Chinese hamster cells 2. The record is from RefSeq and is a predicted model, not a curated record. Lineage: Eukaryota; Metazoa; Chordata; Mammalia; Eulipotyphla; Talpidae. Bases 1 to 882 code for a protein of 293 amino acids. The transcript is spliced from 4 exons. Gene Ontology annotation, cellular component: Rad51B-Rad51C-Rad51D-XRCC2 complex; replication fork; centrosome. Gene Ontology annotation, molecular function: ATP-dependent DNA damage sensor activity; ATP binding; four-way junction DNA binding. Gene Ontology annotation, biological process: double-strand break repair via homologous recombination; DNA strand invasion.
AUGAGAAACCACGACUACUCCAUCCACACACCGCCGGAGUCUGCGCCGGAGUCUGGAGAGCGCGUUGAGGGCGACCUGCCUGCACACAGCUUCCAGCUCCGGCUCCUGGCCCGACUUGGAGGAAGAAGUUCCUUGAGAGAAAUAGAGCCCUGCCUGUGUGCUGAUGAAGACUCGCCUCCGCAUGGUGACAUUCUUGAGUUCCACGGUCCGGAAGGAACGGGCAAGACGGAAAUGCUCUACCACGUGGCGGCGCGCUGCAUUCUGCCCCGGGCGGACGGCGGCCUGGAGGCCGACGUCCUCUUCAUCGACACCGACUGCCGCUUCGACCUGCUGCGCCUGGUGGCCAUCCUGGAGCGCCGGCUGUCGGGGGGCUCCGAGGAGGCCGUGACGCGCUGCCUGGCGCGGCUGCUCGUGGCGCAGUGCCACAGCAGCGCCCAGGUCCUCCUCACGCUGCACUCGCUGGGGGCCGUGCUCUGCAGCCGCCCGGCGCUCUGCCUGCUCGCGGUGGACAGCCUGUCCGCCUUCUACUGGCUGGACCGCGCCAGCGGCGGGGAGAGCCCGCGCGCACAGGAGGCCACCCUGGCGCAGUGCGCCCAGGUCCUGCAGAGACUGGUGCGGGAGCACCGGCUGCUGCUGCUCGCCACCACCCAGAGCGUGAUGCGGCGGGCCCCGGCCAGCGCCCGCGCCCCGGGCGCGGCCGCCGACUACAGGCCCUACCUCUGCAGGGCCUGGCAGGACGCCGUGAGGCGGAGGCUGUUCUUCUCCAAGCAGGGCGGCCCCCCGGGCAGCCCCCAGUUCUCUGUGGUGUGGCGCCACUCAGGAAGCAGCGCGCUGAAGAAGCGCGGCUUCGUUAUUGGCGAGAGCGGGGUUCAGUUUCAGUGAUACGCGUCACGGGCAGGUCUCUUUGCAGGGUUUUUCACGGGCUGACGUGACUCAGCUCCAAGGUUUUGAAUUCCGGGGGAUUUCACAAAGCGGCGUUUCCACGUGGAACGGAUUCCUCCAGCUGGCGCGGUAAGCCUCAGACGCUUCUGUUCCUUGGCCGUUGAGCGUGGAUCCCAGUGAUCCAAUUAAACUGUAUUAAAGCUGCUAUAUGUAUUUUAAACAGUGGCCAGACCUCCAUGUUUCUCAUACAGAGGAAGAUUUAUUUUAAUAAUUUAUGC